Molecule: messenger RNA, 2038 nt
Organism: Nelumbo nucifera (sacred lotus)
Lineage: Eukaryota; Viridiplantae; Streptophyta; Magnoliopsida; Proteales; Nelumbonaceae
Product: pectinesterase-like
Biological process (GO): cell wall modification
Molecular function (GO): pectinesterase activity; enzyme inhibitor activity
Source: RefSeq, a predicted model, not a curated record
GGUAGAUGAAGAUAUUUAUGCACUCCAUUUUUGCUCGGUUGCUCUCUCUCUAUAUAUAUACUUACAUAUUUUGCCUCCUCUCCUCCCUUUCUCCUUCCGGUCCGGCCACCAUGUUUAUCAUGAGAAGAAGAACUAAAAUCCAGCUUCUUGUUUUAACCAUCUCAAUUACUCUUUUCCUAGUCCAAGCCUCCUCCUCCAUCCCAGUAUUGCACCACCUUCAGAUCGCACACUCAGCUUGUGAAGGUACCUUAUACCCAGAACUCUGCGUUUCAACUCUGUCUUCCUUCCCAGACCUAACUUCCAAAACCAUCUCACAAAUGAUCUCUUCUACUGUCAACUACACUGUAAAAGAAGUCGAGAUUUCUGCCUCUAACUGCACUGACAUCCGAAAGAACCUCAAAGCGCAAGACCCACUUGAACAGCGGGCUCUGGAUGACUGUUUAGAACUUUUCGACGAAACCAUCUCAGAGCUUCAAACCGCUCUCUCUGAUCUAUCACCAAAAAGCUCACCUUCAAAGCACUACAAUGACUUGCAAACGUUGUUAAGCGCUGCUAUGACGAAUCAGUACACCUGUCUCGAUGGAUUGUCCUUGGGCAAUGAGCAGGUAAUCAGAGAGGAGAUAAAGCAAAACUUAAACAACAUAAGCCAUUUGGUCAGUAAUUCUCUAGCGAUGCUUACAAAGAUGCCAAAGGCGGCCGAUACCCUGAAGGACGAGGUGUUCCCCGAGUAUGGUAAAAUGGCCGGCAGGUUCCCGGGAUGGGUGUCGCCCAAAGAUCGAAAGCUGUUGCAGGCGUCGACCAACACGAUGAAGUUUGAUCUGGUGGUGGCUAAAGACGGGAGUGGCAACUUCAGGACGAUAGGCGAGGCGGUAGCUGCGGCACCUAAUUCGAGUGCAACCAGAUUUGUGAUCUAUAUAAAGGCAGGAACAUAUUUCGAAAAUGUGGACGUGGGGAAGAAGAAGACCAUGCUGAUGUUCGUCGGAGAUGGGAUCGGAAAGACAGUGGUCAAAGCUAGUCGCAAUGUCGUCGAUGGCUGGACUACUUUCCGUUCUGCUACUGUCGCUGUGGUGGGCAAUGGAUUUAUUGCCCGGGACAUGACCAUCGAGAACGCAGCGGGACCUAGCAAACAUCAAGCGGUGGCACUAAGAAGCGGUUCAGAUCUUUCUGCAUUCUAUCGCUGUAGCUUCGUAGGUUACCAAGACACUCUGUAUGUGCAUUCUCUCAGACAGUUUUACAGAGAGUGCGACAUAUAUGGCACAGUUGACUUCAUCUUCGGCAAUGCAGCUGUUGUAUUUCAAAACUGCAAUCUGUAUGCUCGUCGUCCCAAUGCCAACCAGAAGAACAUUUUCACGGCACAAGGAAGAGAAGACCCCAACCAGAACACCGGCAUUUCCAUCCUCAACUGUAAAGUCACCUUAGCGGCGGAUCUCAGUCCGGUGAAAUCAUCAUUCCACACAUAUCUUGGUCGGCCAUGGAAAGAAUACUCCAGAACAGUAUUUAUAGGUUCCUAUCUCGAUGAUCUGAUAAACCCAGCUGGAUGGUUAGAAUGGUCGGGCAAUUUUGGAUUGAGCACCCUUUACUAUGGGGAGUAUAUGAAUAAAGGUCCAGGUUCAGAUACAACCAACAGGGUGAAGUGGCCUGGUUACAGAGUCAUCAACAGCUCUACGGAGGCAACCCAGUUCACAGUGGCAUCUUUUAUACAAGGAGGUGGUUGGCUAUCAUCCACCGGAAUUCCAUAUUCCGCAGGUUUAAGUUGAACAUGAAUUAAUCAAUCCUUCUGCGUUGAAUAACAGCAGCUAGCAGUACUGUUUCUCUUGUGGUGUAACUUAUCAAUUUGCUGUUGCUUGGAAGAGGUUCACCGUCGAAUUCUCUAUAUGGUGGUAAUUUCACUUAUUUUUCUGUGUUACUAUUAAAGCUAUGUCUGAAUCCGUUAGGUCUAUAAUUGUAAUGGUUUCCAAUGAAUACCAGCUAGUAAUGCAUCUGAUUUGCCUGCUGUAACAGGGCUCUUUUACUUUGCUCAACGAGAGCUUUCCCAUCA